AGACUUCGACCGAGUAACAGCGCGUCCCCGCAGCUGCACGGCGCUAAUUUAGAUAGUUUAGUAACCAAGAAAUCUUCCCCCUCCUCCUCCUCCUCCUCCUCCUCCUUUGGGAAUUAAUCCAUGUUAUUGCACACGUAUGGACGACGGAUAGUGGAGCAUUGGCGACCUUGGAGUUUACAGUUUUCAUGACUUGUUGGAAGCUUAUAAAGCGGGUUCCGGUGGCGAUAUGUGUUUUUUUUUUUCUCUGUCAGGAAGUUUGACGUAUCCAGAUUAUUUCUUACUUUGUUUUGGUUGGUGAAAGUUGUGGACUACCUCUGGCUACAAGAAACAGCGAGACAACUCGCUGUUUUACUCUGUGGUUGGAAGAAACAAGAAACCGCUUGUUGUUGUUGUUUUUCUUUUAUACAAAGUCAGUUUGGAUCUCUUAUGAAUUCUCCAGGAACCGCAAUUUAGUGUAGUUUACUGUAAACACCGAUGGAGUUUGAUUUCUCUUGACAUAACAAACCGAGUGUAUGUGUUUAAUAACCGUAUGCAUGUAGUGUUUUUACCUCCGAGUGUCAUUGCGCUCACUUUUCUGAACUCCAUCAUGUCUUUACGCACUGAAUCAAACUCCCCUGUGCUGCUGUUAUAGGCCACAGAUGGGCCUUCAUGUUGUCUUAUGUGCUUGUGUUUAUAUCCCCAUUUAACAUGCAGUCCGAUGCAUUAUGUGCAAUGCAGUCAUAAACGCGCACAUAUCUCCAGCCCGGGCUAUUUUGGACUCCAACCUGGCAACACAGUGAAGGAAAAUCUGCAAACUUAGCAGGAAGAGAGGACAUCAAAAUCACGGAAAUCGUGCGGGUCUUUUUGUUUUUUCCUCCUCUGGCGAGCUGGUACUCACAAAUGGAUUUCAUACAGGCCACACGGUUAUUGUUACACCUUGUUUAGGCAUGGGCAGGGGAGGACACAGCUCCACGCGUUGUUAUUGAAUGUGACCUCUGAAAAUGUUUUGGAAAUGUAAGUUUUCCAAAAAGAAAAAGAAGAAACCAGAGGCUGCAGCGGGGCAGAAGUUUGUUUUUUUUAGGGGGGGUGGGAGGCACAGCUGGAGCAGUCUGAUGUAGGAUUUUCCAUCGGAACUAUUUCUCUUUAACUCACAGCUGUCUGCUGCGUGUUUUGUUUUGUUUUUGUACAACCUGGAAAAAGUGUCCCUUAGUGUGUGUGUGUGUGUGCUGCUUUCGUUUUUUUCCGCUGAAAAAGAAGAGCCCCUGUUACCUGGGGGGGUCAGCCCCGCCAUGGCGCCCCCACAUUCACGCACACUCCCCGGGGUCGUGGUCUGACUGAGGCACCGAUGGACCUGAGCUGCGGCUGGACCUACUGCGUCAUCUCUGCCGCGAGACACCGGUGACCGGAGAGAGAGAAAGAGAGAGAGAGAGAGAGAGAGAGAGACGGGGGGGGGGAGGGGAGAAGCCCCCAGGUGUUGUCCCGACAAAGGUCGUCACGGCUACAGGCUGCGGGUGGGUUGGCACAGCAGAGGCACAUUUCUAAAGACUAGACCACGUACGCAAAUAUCGUCACAAUGAAUGAGAGGCAGGCUCUCCACUCUAUAAUGAAGGACCUGGUUGCCCUCCAAAUGACGCGGCGCCAGCCCGUGUUGUCGUAUGACAGCGGCAAGCCCAAGACACCAGCCCAGGCCAACAGACAGGACGAUGUCAGGAUGAAGUUUGAAUUCUCAGGAGAGAGGAGGAUUCUUAUGUUUGGACGACCUGUGCAGUUCGAGGAAAUCCAUCAGAAAGUCAAGACUGUCUUUGGCCAGCAGUUAGACCUGCAUUAUAUGAACAAUGAGUUGUCCAUCCCUCUGCGAAAUCAGGAUGACCUGGACAAAGCAAUCGACCUGCUGGACAGAAGCUCCAACAUGAAGAGCAUCAGGAUUCUGCUGCUCACACAGGAAAACAGCAAUGCCUCCUCCCCCUCCCAUCAUGUGCCGUGUAAGCAAGUGAGGAUCAAGUCCUCCCAGUCCACGGGAGAUGUUAGCACGGUGUAUCAAUCCUCCGAGCCCAGGGGGCGCCACCUAUCAACUGGUUCUCAGAACACGGGGCGUAGCUCGCCGCCCCCUGGUUAUGUGCCUGAACGCCAGCAGAGGAUCGCCCGCCAAGGUUCAUACACCAGCAUAAACAGCGAGGGGGAGUUCAUCCCAGAGACCAGCGAUCAGUGUGUCCUGGAUCCCUGGAGCAGUGCGGAAAACUCUGUCUCUGGAAGUUGUCAGUCUCUGGACAGCAACUCAGAAAGCCCCUCACUGAGGAAGUCUCGCAUGCACAGAGCCAAGAGUUACCCCGAUAAUCGUCAGGAGUGCUCAGACAGGGAGAAUCAUGUGUAUGACAGGGUAGCGGGGAAAGGAGGCACCUAUCCCCGCAGAUACCAUGUCUCCCUGCAUCAUAAGGACCACAGUGAAGGCCGUCGAACCUUUCCACGGAUUCGCCGCCCCCAGGGCAACCUCUUUACUCUGGUGCCCUCACGGAGGUCGCUCAACGGCAGCGAGGAGAGUCUGGGCAGCUGGCAGCUGGUUGAUGCUCAGGGAAGGCUCCGUCCCCAAGAUCGUUCUGUCGCCCAUAAGUCACCCAGUGCUCCCAUGACGUGGCGACGGGGGAAGCUUCUGGGCCAGGGAGCGUUCGGUCGGGUUUACCUGUGUUACGAUGUGGAUACUGGGAGGGAGCUGGCUGCCAAGCAGGUCCAGUUUGAUCCUGAGAGUCCUGAGACCAGCAAGGAGGUCAGCGCUUUGGAGUGCGAAAUCCAGUUGCUUAAAAAUCUGCAUCACGAGCGCAUUGUUCAGUACUACGGCUGUCUGAGGGACCACAAUGAGAAGACCCUCACUAUUUUCAUGGAGUACAUGCCGGGGGGUUCAGUCAAAGACCAGCUGAAGGCCUAUGGGGCCCUGACAGAAAAUGUGACCCGGAAGUACACAAGACAGAUCCUGGAGGGCAUGUCCUAUCUGCACAGCAACAUGAUUGUACACAGGGACAUCAAAGGUGCCAACAUCCUGCGGGAUUCAGAGGGCAAUGUGAAGCUUGGAGAUUUCGGUGCCAGCAAGAGGCUGCAGACCAUCUGCAUGUCUGGCACCGGCAUCCGCUCUGUGACCGGCACCCCCUACUGGAUGAGCCCGGAAGUGAUCAGUGGAGAGGGCUACGGCAGGAAGGCUGAUGUCUGGAGCCUUGGAUGUACGGUGGUGGAGAUGCUGACAGAAAAGCCUCCAUGGGCUGAAUAUGAGGCCAUGGCGGCAAUAUUCAAGAUCGCCACCCAGCCCACCAACCCACUGCUGCCCUCGCACACCUCCGACCAGGCUCGGGACUUCAUGAGCUGCAUUUUUGUGGAGGCCAAACACAGGCCCAGUGCUGAGGAGCUGCUCAGACAUCCCUUCUCCCAGAUUCUGUGCUGAAACCUGCCUGGUUUCUGAACUAUACGCACAGAGUGGCACAGUAGCCUCAGCAGUAUCUGUAGCUUUCUCGAAACCCCUCCACGGCAGAGAUCUGGACAAGGAACUGGUCUAGAAUUUAGUGUUAAACCCUCUGCCACCAUUCCGAUGCUUCAAGAAGAUUUAGGCUCCUCUCACAAAUCCAAAUAACAGACAGUUGGACAACAGGAGUCAUCAAUGCCUUGAAAACCAAUGCCAGUACGUGCUCUUGUAUGAGUUGCCACCAGGGGGAAACAAAACACAGAUUAAAUAUCUGGUGGGCUGCUGAUCCUUCUUAGAUACACACACACACGCAC
This is a messenger RNA of Morone saxatilis (striped sea-bass), 3738 nucleotides long. It is a transcript of the gene map3k3, whose product is annotated as mitogen-activated protein kinase kinase kinase 3. Gene Ontology annotation, biological process: protein phosphorylation. The coding region runs from base 1553 to 3406 and encodes 617 amino acids. Lineage: Eukaryota; Metazoa; Chordata; Actinopteri; Moronidae. The record is from RefSeq and is a predicted model, not a curated record. Gene Ontology annotation, molecular function: ATP binding; protein kinase activity; protein binding. The transcript is spliced from 17 exons.